Molecule: messenger RNA, 3459 nt
Organism: Malassezia japonica
Lineage: Eukaryota; Fungi; Basidiomycota; Malasseziomycetes; Malasseziales; Malasseziaceae
Product: RNA-directed DNA polymerase
Exons: 7
Coding region: 1-3459 (1152 amino acids)
Biological process (GO): telomere maintenance via telomerase
Cellular component (GO): telomerase catalytic core complex
Molecular function (GO): telomeric repeat DNA binding; telomerase RNA binding
Source: RefSeq, a predicted model, not a curated record
AUGGCGCAGGUUCUCGAAUAUGCCAUGCAGGCUCGGGACCGGCUCAAAGACUUCCGCGAGACGCGUCUUUCGACCGUGCGCCCCCUGAGCGAGUUCGUCGACUACCACCGCAUCAGUCGCCCGCGGGAUACCAACGAGGCCGUGCAACGUAUCACGUACAACACGCGUCACUUUUCGGGCAAUUAUGCGGUGCUCAUCGGUGUACUGGCCGUGUACGGAAUCAUCAUGGACCCCAUCCUGAUUCUCGCUGUCGGCGUGUUGGUCGGUGGAUUUGCGGCGAUCAACCGCUUCGCUCCGGAGCCCAUGCAGGUCGGCAACCACGUCGUGACGCAAAAGAGCUUGUACGCUGCUCUGCUCGUCGUCGGCCUCAUCCUGCUCUGGUUCGCGAACCCCUUUGCGCUGAUCUUUUGGCUGGUCGGCAGCAGUGCGUUCCUUAUUCUGGGCCAUGCGGCGUUCAUUGAGCCGCCAGUGUCGAGCGAAUACGCAGGCGUCGAGUACUACCAUAGAGUUGCGACACUCGAGGGUUAUUUGAAGCAAGUCGCGCCGGACGCGCUCGGCGCGCCGGGGCCGAGCGAGGAAACGCGUCUGUUGCGUGGGAUUAUCGGCGGCGCGUCGUUCGAGGAGUGCGGCACGCCGCCCGAGUGGAUGGCGCGCCUCGAGGAGGAGGGCGUGUCGAUGGUCACGCAUGCACAACGUGCGAUUCUGACGCAGGACGGCCGGCGGCGCGCCGAUCUCUUGACGUUGGGCUACCGACGCGACUCGGUCGAGGCGUGCAUCUCCAAUACGCACCCGAAUACCGUACUUACUAGCAUGCUCACGAGCCCGGCAUGGCACAGGAUCCUGGCGCGUAUGGGGGCGCACCGUUUCUACCACAUGCUGCGUACGACGUCGUACUUUGUGCCGCUCGAGAGCGACGAUUGCUUUGCGCAGAUGUGGGGCGAGCCGCUCACGGAUUUGUCGGUCCUCGCGAAGCGCAAGGCGGCGCCCGUGCCGUGCAAGCGGCGGCGGCGGCGCAAGACGAGCCGCGUCACUGAAACGCCGACAACCCCUGCAUCGUCCCUCUACUUUCGCCGCGGACGCCUAUUUUAUACACGAGCCAUCCAGCGCUACCGGUACGGCAUCGUGCUCGGCCUGCCUCCCAGUCAUGUGUUGUAUACCCAGGGUAGCUUGCGCAGGCGCACCGCGGCCCUCGCUCGCACAAUGUACCCCCUGCAGUUCCAGCGAGUGCCGCUUUGGCACGCCAAGCCAAAGUCUACGCGGCUGGGACGCUGGCCGAAACGGCUCGGCGCGCUGCGCCCUGUGCUGCGCUCCCUGCUCCGCCGGCACGACCGCUUUCACUAUGCGGCGGCCCUCGAGGCAUGCUGUCCAUCGAUGCUUCCCCGCGGCGCAAAGGUCGCCGACAUGGAAGAUAUCCCCGAGCCUGCGCCCGCACCCGCGCCUGCGAGUACGCAGGCGUUUGCCGCGCACGACUCGGUACGUGCGCGGCGCAUGCAGCAGCAGCUUGCCAAGGUGCGCAGCAAAGGCGAGCCGCGGUUUUACCAGUACGCGACCUCGCUCGGGCGUGUGUGCUGGUUUGUGCGCGUCGUCCUGCGGCGCGUCGUCCCGCUGUCGCUGUACGGCUCGGCGGAAAACCGAAAUGUCGUUCUUGCUUCUGCGGCGCGGUUUGUAUGCGCACGGCGGGGCGAGCGGCUGCAUCUGCACGACGUGCUGCAAGGAUUCCGCACAUCGCACUGCGCAUGGCUCGGUACGGGAAAAGGGCCGGCGUCCGAGCACAAGAAACGCACUGAGCUCGUGCACGAGACGCUGUUCUGGCUCUUUGAGCAUUUCCUCCUCCCCCUUUUGCGCACGACUUUUUACGUGACCGAGGCAGCGGCAUUUCGGCAGCGCGUACUCUACUUUCGGCAGGAUCUGUGGCACCGCGUCAGCGCGCCACUUGUUGCGCGGCUGCGCGACCGGCUCUUUGAGCGUGUCCCGAACGCGGCCGGCGCGCCGGUCGCGCAGGUGCGCCUCCUCCCCAAAGACACGUCCAUUCGCCCGAUCGUCAAUUUGCGGCGGCGCACGCUCGACGGCGUGUCGGUCAACGCGCAGCUGCAGACGGCCUUUGACGUGCUUGCGCUCGAGGCUGCACGUACGCCGCGCGUCUAUGGCGCGGCCGUGCACGGUGCCAACGGCAUUUAUACCCGCUUGCGUGCCUAUAAGGCGUCGCUCGAAGCGCGUUUCGGCCAUGUGCCGAUGCUGUACAUGGUCCGUGCGGAUAUUCGCGCCGCGUUCGACUCGCUCGAUCACGCGCAGCUCGUACGGCUUGUGCGGUCGCUGCUGGCAGGCCAGGGCACGUACGUUGUCCAGCGGUACAUGCAGCUCAAACCUGGGCUCGGGCGUGUAGCGCGCAACGCCGUGCGCCGUGCGUGGGACGACGAAGCGUACCCCUCGUUCCUACAGACGCGUCCGUCGGCGCGGCAUGCCGUGCUGGUCGACAGUGUCGCGUAUGCGCUCACGGAUAGCGAGCAGGUCCUGCGGCAGGUCGAGGCGCACGUCACACGGAGCCUCGUGCGGUUUGGCUCGGAGCUGUACCGGCAGAAAACGGGCGUGCCCCAAGGCUCGGUGCUCUCGACGAUCUUGUGCAAUCUUUUGCUAGGCGAUGUCGAGCGCACGAUGGAGGUCGAUGGGUGCUUGAUGCGGUACACGGACGACUUUCUCCUCCUUACACCGUCGCGCCGCGCCGCCGAGAAAUUUUGCGUGGCGUUGCACGAAGGAUUUCCCACGCAUGGCUGCUACAUCGCGCCGGAAAAGACGCUGGUCAAUUUCGAUAUGGUGUGCGGCACGACGCUCGUACCGCGCAUUGCGGCUCACGACCCGGUGCCGUGGUGCGGAUUUGAAAUUAGCCCCACAACGCUGUGUGUGCGCGCAGACCCCCGGCGAUACCCCUACCACUUUGGGGACACCCUGACGGUGCACGCAGGUGCGCGCCCUGGCGACGCGCUCGUGCACCGAAUGUUGCACGCGGUGCGUGCGCGAACGCACGUCCUCUUUACCGAUACGGUGCUCAACACCGAGCACGGCGCGUACCGGAAUCUGCUCGAGGGCUUUGCCGUCGCUGCCGUCAAGCUGCACACGUACUGCCGCGCGAUGCGCCCCCGGCGUGCCUCGCCGCAGCUCUUGCUCCGUGCGAUUGAGCAGGCGGUGCGGAUGACCUAUCCCAUGGUCAUGUCGCGCAUCGAGCUCGCCGCCGCAAGCAUGCACCUCGGCGCGGAGACGUCGGUGCAGCGCAUCUCUGUCGAGUGGCUCGGGUACUUUGGCUUUUACCAAGUGCUCGCGCCCCGCGCCGUGUAUGCGUGGGUCUCUGCGGCGCUUGCCGCGCGUCUGCGCGCCUCACGGUACGGCGCGGCCCGCCGCAGUGUCGGGCGCAUGGCGCUUGCACAGUGGCCAUUGAUCGCAGCCGAGCUCGAAGGUCGGUUCUAG